CGAUAGAUGUUUUUAUAUCGUCAUCCGAUAUAUAUCGUUAUAUCGAACAGCCCUAUUGUCAAGCCAUGUUUUCAUUGAUGUAUACUGAGUGGAGGUCAUCAAAUGCCAUCUUUAUGACAGAAAGAGUGAAAUAGUUAAACUAAGAUAUGAACAUGAUAUCUUCACAAAGAAAAAAAAGUGAGUUACCUAAAAUGUGACCUGGUAAAACACAACCAGGUUGUGUUAAUAUGCUCACCUUAUAUCCACAAAGCGUUGUCUUUAAAGUUUUUGUUCAAACUGAACAGUGUUAAAUAUUAUUGUUUGCAUUUACUAGUCUGUACUAUACUGUACUACUGGCUCUGAAUGGGCUUCUGGGAUUUGACUUGGCUUCUGGUGACUGGAGCAUUGCUGUGUGGAGUUUGCAUGUUCCUUCUGAGCUUACGUAGUUUUCCUCAUGGUUCAUCCGUUUCCUCGCGCAGAACAAAGAAAGGUAAUCAGUGACUGGGAUGGCUUCACUCUUCCCCUUGAAAUUAAUUUGGAUAAGCAGCUAUGAAAAUGGAUGCAUGCGUCUUUUUCCACAGUUUGAUUUGUUAAAAAACAGCUCCUAAAUUGACUGACUGUCAGGCAACACAAGUGCUAUAUCAGUGAUAGCCAGUAGUGACCAGUGCUUCCUUGGGUUUUAAGGCUUGACUACUGGCUGUAAUCCUAUAUUUAGCAUAGUAAUGACAUUGUUAAUAAUAUUUUCAUCGAACUCGAACACAAUGUAGGUACCAGCCUUAUCUCCAUUGUGGCCACACAGAGCAUGAAUAUGAAUCAUCCAACUUUAGACUAUAUGAGAGUUUAUUAAUUUAUGUCUUCAUAUAUAAUUUUGCUCUCAUCCUCCUUCAUUUAGAGGGUGUGAUAGCACUGCACUGCACCUAAAGACCAGACAGAGAAAAAAAGACAAUCUAAGUUAAGAAAAGCCAGCAGCAGUGCUGUGUCGUUGCUGUCACAAAUCAACUGUAUUUGGAUGUUUAAAAGAAAAAAAUGUGAUGUUCAGCUUUUGGCUUUUUUGAGUGCUUUAAACUGAGAAUCAGGAGAUCAGAGUUUGAAAUGUGUUAAACUGUCAAAUGUAUUUUCUGAAAAAACUACAGCAAAUUGCAGAUAUCUGUAAAUCUUCUGCAUUUGUUUUUGCUUUUUUGUUUACUGUAAAGAUGCUGCCGGCGCAGCAAGCCCAGGGUUUGCUCCUGAUGACAUCAUGGAUAAAAAUCUUAUUAGUCUUAAGCAAAUGUCAACAAAUUGUCACUGAGCUACUGCAGAUCACAGGAAGCGCGUUAUGUCAGUUGUGCUUCAAGGCAGUUUCUUUUUUUUGUUUAGAGCCACAUAGAAAUAUAGCGAGAGAGAGAGAGAGAUGUCCUCAUCACGACACUGCCAAGAAAGCUGAGUCAUGUAAGAUGAGAGAAAAAAAGAGGCACAACGAUGGCUAUAAAAAAUGAAUAGGAUGGAAGGUUUUUAAGCGUAAUGCGCGAGCGGAUGGAGGAAAUAUUUCUGCAAAGGCUCGCUGGCGUUGAGUCCAGGUGAGGGCAGAUAAAAGAAGCUGUGAUAGACGGCGUGAUAGCGUGGAGGGGAGACGUGCAGUUUCUAGCUGUUAAUGUGAGGAUUUGGAGCAGUGAUGACACACACGAGGAGAAGCGAGUGAUAACGUGGCAAAAGGUGGGGAGAGGCUGUGUCAUUGUUGGUGAGCUGGGAUAUAAAUAUAUUGUACACACACACACACACACACACACAUAUGCGUAAAGAGGAAGAGAGUGACUGGUGCGGCAACAGGAACCACAUGAGCAGCAGGGAGGAGUCGCGAAAGGAGAGGCGUCACGGCAGAUAAAACUCCACGCCCCUCGCUGCCGAGCAUCCAUUUACUGAGCAGCUGAUGUCUGCUGCUUCACUCAGCAGUAACAGAAGACAGCGAGAGAAAAAAAUACAACAGAGCUCUGGAGCUACCGCUGGAUUUUUAAUGGGGAAUAGGCAGCAACCUCUCCUCAGGAUGGAGCAUUUAUGAGGAGGCUUGCUGUGCCAGUCUUGCAGGAAAUGUCCACAUACUUAGCCUUAGAGGGAAGGAGGAUUUCUAACAGAGUAGCUGACGCUGCUCUUUGUGGCAUGAAAACUGUGUGAGGAGCUCCAGGAGAAUUUCCUCCGAUUAACCGGAAAGCUUUGAUCUUCUCGCAGCCUUUUUUUUUCUUUGUUUUUUCUCUCCACGUGAUCCAACCUGUGGUUCCACAGGUCAAAGCGAAGUUUAAAACAUGACCGCCAUGCAAAAGCUGCUGCAGCUGCCGGUGAACGCGGUGAACAUGGUGAAGACCGUGCAAAGUCAGGUCCAAGGCCAGGAGGAGGACAAGAGCCCCGUGCUGACUCCCGAUAGCGGGCAGCAGGCUUGGUACAGCGCCCUCCAGCCUGAUGAGCUGCGCCACCUCCGAUCUGGAGGUACAGGUGGAGGAGGAGGAGGUGACCAGGAGGAACGAGCCCCACUGGAGGAAGGUGGUGGAGGUGGUGGUGGUGGUUUCCAAACUCAACCGCUGCGACAUGACGACUUGAAAGAGAUGCUGGACAGCAACAAAGACUCCCUGAAGCUGGAAGCAAUGAAGCGGAUUGUAGCUAUGAUUGCCCGAGGUAAAAAUGCAUCAGAUCUCUUCCCCGCUGUGGUGAAAAACGUGGCUUGUAAAAACAUAGAGGUGAAGAAGCUGGUCUAUGUUUACUUGGUGCGUUACGCUGAGGAGCAGCAGGAUCUUGCUCUGCUUUCAAUUUCCACGUUUCAGCGAGGUCUGAAGGAUCCGAACCAGCUGAUCAGAGCCAGCGCCCUGCGAGUCCUCUCCAGCAUAAGAGUAACAAUCAUCGUUCCAAUAAUGAUGUUGGCCAUCAAAGAAGCUGCUUCGGAUAUGUCUCCGUAUGUCAGGAAGACCGCAGCACAUGCAAUCCCUAAACUAUACAGUUUGGAUCCUGAACAAAAAGACCAGCUGAUUGAAGUCAUAGAGAAACUCCUCGCUGACAAAACCACGCUGGUGGCAGGAAGCGUUGUGAUGGCUUUUGAAGAGGUGUGUCCGGAGCGCAUUGAUCUAAUCCACAAGAACUACAGGAAGCUGUGUAAUCUCUUGAUUGAUGUUGAGGAGUGGGGGCAGGUCGUCAUCAUCAACAUGCUAACCCGCUACGCCAGAACGCAGUUUCUCAACCCAAACAUCAAUGAGUCCCUGCUGGAGGAGGGAGGCAGCGGCGAUAAGACCUUCUACGGCUCAGAUGAAGAUGAGGAUGAAGACGAAGAGGAGAAGGAGAAGAAGGCCGAGGCUGCUGCCAUGGCUAAGAGGAAGCCAUAUGUGAUGGAUCCAGACCACCGACUGCUACUAAGGAAUACCAAACCGCUCCUGCAGAGCCGCAACGCAGCUGUGGUGAUGGCUGUGGCUCAGCUGUAUUUCCAUCUGGCCCCUAAAGCGGAGGUUGGUGUGAUUGCCAAGGCCCUGGUCCGUCUCCUGAGGAGCCACAGUGAAGUCCAGUAUGUUGUUCUUCAGAACGUGGCAACAAUGUCCAUUAAGAGACGGGGGAUGUUUGAACCAUAUCUGAAGAGUUUCUACAUCCGCUCAACAGAUCCAACUCAGAUCAAAGUCCUAAAGCUGGAGGUUCUAACCAAUCUGGCCAACGAGACCAACAUUUCCACCAUCCUCAGAGAAUUUCAGACAUAUAUUAAAAGCAUGGAUAAAGACUUUGUGGCUGCAACAAUCCAAGCCAUUGGUCGCUGUGCUACCAACAUCAGCGAGGUGAGGGACACAUGUCUGAACGGUCUUGUGCAGCUGCUCUCCAACCGAGAUGAGUUGGUGGUUGCCGAGUCAGUGGUUGUUAUCAAGAAGCUGCUGCAGAUGCAGCCAGAGAAGCACAGCGACAUCAUAAAGCACAUGGCGAAACUGACCGACAACAUUCAGGUGCCAAUGGCACGGGCAAGUAUCCUGUGGCUGAUUGGAGAAUACUGUGAGCAUGUACCUAAGAUCGCCCCAGAUGUUCUAAGGAAGAUGGCCAAGUCAUUCACUAAUGAAGAGGACAUUGUGAAGCUUCAGAUCAUCAAUUUGGCAGCCAAGCUAUAUCUGACCAACUCCAAACAGACUAAACUGCUGACGCAGUAUGUUCUCAACUUGGCCAAAUACGACCAGAACUACGACAUCCGCGACCGGGCACGCUUCAUUCGCCAACUCAUCGUGCCCACCGAGAAGAGUGGAGCCCUAAGCAAGUAUGCUAAAAAGCUGUUCCUCGCCCUCAAACCUGCACCCGUCCUUGAGUCUCCUUUUAAAGAUCGAGACCACUUCCAGUUGGGUUCACUCUCCCACCUGUUGAAUGCCAAGGCUGGGGGCUACCAGGAGUUGCCUGACUGGCCUGAAGCUGCCCCUGACCCCUCCGUGCGCAACGUGGAGGUGAAGGAGUCUGUUUUUACGCUGCUUGAAAGAGUCACAACAUUAACAAGUGUGCCUGAGUGGACCAAAUGCAGUAGCCGUGAGAAGAGGAAGGAGAAGAAAGUAGAAAAGCCGUUCUACACCGACUCAGAGGGAGAGUCUGGUCCUACGGAGUCUGCUGACAGUGAGUCAGACUCUGCCAGUGGCUCGGAAAGCAGCAGUGGCAGCGAGGAGAGCGGGUCGGGAUCAGAGAGCGAAGAGAGUAAGGAAGCCUCCGAGUCUGAGGAAGAAGAAGAGGAGGAGGAAGAGGAACAGAAGAAGAAAAAAAAGAAAGAUCUAAAGAAGCCAGUGCAAGAAAGCGAAAGUGAGCAGAGCAGCGAAGAAGAAGAGAGGAAGCACCAGAGGAAGAGUAAACCGCGCAAGAGCGAGUCAGAGUCUGAAUCUGACGAAGAUGAGGAAAGCGAGUCUGAAAGCAGCCAGUCAGAGUCUGAAGACUCGGAGUCAGAGGCUGAGGUCAAGAAGAAAAAAAAGACGGCUGAAUCUAAACCUCCUCCCAAGCCUCUCAAGAAAGAGAGCAAGAAAGAAAAGAAAGAAAUGUCUCUGCUCGACCUUGAUGAUUUUGAACCUGCUCCCUCACCACAAGUCACACCGGUCAACACCUUCCUAUCCAACAGCCUCGUGACCGACCUGGAGGGGCUGUCUUUGUCUGACUCUGUCCUCUCCCCAGCAACCAUUGCUCCCUCCAGCGCGCUGAAGAGCUACGAGCUGCUUCACCGGAUCACGGGUGAGGGUCUGUCGGUGGAGUACUGUUUCAGCCGGCAGCCUUUCAGCCCUGACGCCAACAUGGUGGCGGUGCAGAUGCAGUUCACCAACAGCGCCUCUUCCGACACCAAGAACCUGCACAUAGAGGAUGUGAAGCUCCAGUCUGGGAUGAGGGUCAAGGAGUUCCCAGAGAUCGAGCUACUUCCGGCAGGUGAGACGGCCACAGCUGUGAUGGGCAUCGAUUUCUGUGAUUCAACGCAAGCAGCAAACUUCCAGCUGUGCACUCACACCAGGAAAUUCUUCGUGUCGAUCCAGCCACCUGUCGGGGAGCUGAUGAGGCCCGUCUUCCUGACAGAGAACGAGUUUAAAAAGGAACAAGGUCAGCUGAUGGGCAUGAACGAGAUCACAGAGAAACUAACUUUGGACGUCAAGUGCCGAAACGAACACGCCAUCGUCCAGAGAGUGACCACCGCUGCCAACCUCAGCAGAGUGCCCUGUGGGUCAGAUAAAGAGUGCAGUCCUCCUGUUCCUCCUCCUGAUUAUCCUGUCCACAGGUUUGCAGGCAGGACGGUGACCAGUGGCAGCUUGGUGCUGGUCACCGUGGCAACCAAAGAGGAAGGAGCCGCCCAGCUGACGGUCAACUGUGAGAAAAUGGUGAUCGGCACGAUGCUGGUGAAAGACAUCCUCCAGGCUCUAACGCAGUGACGCGAACCAGCUCUCCAGCUUUGAACUCCGCCUCCACCUGUACUUCAGCCAUCCCUCACAUAUCAUCUAAGACUUGUCAGUGUAGCAUCUCCUGCAAGCCGUGUCAGUGAGGAAGCUUCCACAACAUUUGUUUUGUUAGAAGAGCCCCAAACCUUUAGAAAUGACUCCCAGAGACAGUGAAUGCCACACCUGGACCUGACAAUUAAAACUGAACCUGAAUGUUUUUACUUGACUUUCCAAAAAUACUAAUUUCCGAACGUUUUGAGGGUUUUUUUCCUUUCCUUGAGGAGCUAAUUGGACUUACUGGACUCACAUUUACUUAAUCUAAACCUUUUUUUCUUUAGUAUAAAGUUAAUGUCAGAAUUUGUUUCCUGGAUAAACAUUAAUCGAGGCUGCAGGUUGAUUCUUGACUUUGAGAAAAAACAGUGGCUCUGAAACGUUCAGCCACAGCCUGUGAUCUUCCUCAGUGGAGGCAGUUGCUCAGUUGUCAUCGACAAAGACUGAAUGAACUGCAUUUUUCAUCAUUUGUGAAAUCAAAAUCAGCUACAGCGACGACUAAGUCAUCCGUGAUAUUCAAAUCCAAUUUGUGAUGCUAGAUUUUUCUGUGCUCUCACCUGGUACAUAAUAAAAUCUGAAGUAGGACACAUCUUUAAAAAAAAUCCAGAAGAAUCUUCAAUCAGUAGUAGUAACUGGACUCAUCCGCCUUCUGUUAAUGCUGUAGUCAGGCUUUACAAAGAUUAGGUGAGCAAAAAAUAAACAAAAACAUGUGCAGUAAGAUGUUCACUAGGUUCAGGCUAUUAACACUGUGCAGUAAGAAUAUGUGACUCUUGGCGAUCAGGACACUUUAUUUUCCCAAUAAAAUGGUCCUACACCAUAAACGUCGCUCACUCACGCGCUCCCUUGAUUUUUUUUUCUUUUAAAUCUCAGGCUAGAUUUAAUUCAAGUGUAGGAAACUGAAAUAAUCCCAUCUACAUUGCGACUGCUGGUUUUAUAUACUUUUUGCUUUUAUUCCAACUUUAUGUAUAUCAGGUAAUGACUAAACCAUCUCUAUGACAAAUGAGCAACAUCAUACGCUGGGGAAAGACUGGACCUCCACAGGUUUUCAUCGGAACUAAAGGAGGUCUUUCUAUGGUGUUAACAUGAAGAUGAAACAACUUUCAGUUCAGUUCAUUUUAUUUAUAUAGCUACAAUUCACAACAAAAGAUAAAAAUCUUACAACAAUAUAGAGUAAAUCCCAACAAUCAGAUGCCCCCUGUGAGCAAGAAAAACUCCCUUUUCCUCUGGAUGGGCAUCCAUCUGCUGCAACUGGUUUGAGGGGCUAUCAAACUGCUUUAAGAUGGAGAGAUACUCUGAGAUAGACGGAGUGGGUAAAGACUAUCAUAUUCCCUCAAAUCAGGUGGCACUGUCACAGUUAUUUGAAAUCAUUACAAGAUACAAGAAGAUUGCUGAUCUAAGACGGCUACCAUUCAACCUCAACUAUGUGAUUUUGGUAUAAUAUUAAUGAACAAUUCCCCAGAGUUUUAUCUCAUAAUUUGGUGAUUUUUAGCAUGUGGUUAGCUGUCAAAGUGCACAUGUUCAUCACAGUAAGUGGGGCAUUGAUAAAAGCUGAAAUGUAUACACGCUGUUUUAUUGCAACAUGCAAUGCAGUACUACUGUAAGGUGUGGUGUGUGUCUGUGUGUGAGUGAGUAUCAGCCUAACAAUAAGAAGUAGCGCUUUUGAUUAAAAACUGUAACACUUGACUUGACAUCAUCAUGAAGCACAUUAAAAUCACAAAAAUCAUCAUGCUGAUUAUACAGAAAUGUUUUUUGGUUGCUUUUCUCUGAUUGCUGUGAUUUAAACCCAGCGUUUAACCCCAACGCCAACAAAAAUACUUAACGAAUAUCAGCAAAUUAUUUUCCUAAUGAUCAUUUGGAUAAAUGAUUUAUCUGCUGGUGAUAUUCUCGUAUAAGUGAAUCGGGACUGUAAAAAAUAGGAUUUUUGCCCACUAAAUUCUGAACUGAGUCUUGUAGACAAGCAUUUACUGCAAGUCAUUCUACAUUUAAUGAGGUGGUAGUUGUGUCUUCAGUUUGUUUAUGUGCAUGAAGGAAGUAAUAUAUUGACCAUAGAGCUGUAGCAUAUUUUUCUAAUUUUUAUUAACUUCCAAGAAGGCAAAGCUAGCAGUUCUCGUGUUUUGUGUUAAGCUAAUGGGUUGCUAUCUGUAGCUAUAGAGUUAGCUUUCCCAAAUGAGACUUAACUGAUUUUUGGCAAUACAGCAAAGAUAAAUAUUUGUCAAAAAUAUCAAAGCAUUCAUUUAGAUUUCUAUUUUCAGAAAACUCAGCCUAUAUUUACUAGUAAAUAACACAAUGAAGCUUUGAAGUGAAAUAUUCACAAAAACAAAACUCAACCCAUUCAGCUUUCCAUAAAGUUGAUUUAGUAAAGAAACAUUCAGAUUAUGUUUGACUAUGUGCUGAAGAUAAUGUGCGUGAUUUUCAAGUUAAGUGUUGCUUUUCAUCUCAGUGGUCAGGCUGGUUUUGUGGCUAAUUACAUUUGAUGCCCCUUUUUUUCCUUUUAAUAUCCUCAUCUGUGCUGCAGACGCAUGUUUCUUAAUUCUAGCAGUAUCUGUGCACUUCUUUUUACUGUUGGAAACUGUAACUGUAAUCUUCCAAAGCUACAGGAGUAGUGAAAGGACUUUAUUUUGGCCUUUAACGUACUCCUCGCAUUGUCUGUUAUUUGCCCGUUCGCUCCAGCAGCCAUGAUGAUGAAAGUAAACAAUAAGAAAGUCUACUUUCAAAAGUAAAAAUACAGAAAAGAGUGAACUCUAUUCUCCAAAUCAUACGUAGGGCCAUAUGUUUCAUCUGCUUUCAAAAUAUCCAAAGUACAGUUCCUCAUACCCGUGUGUGGUUGUGAAAUGUGGUCCUGAGGUAUUACAAGUAUAGUUAUACAAAUAAAAGUACAGAUAUGGUGUUG
Molecule: messenger RNA, 8796 nt
Organism: Haplochromis burtoni (Burton's mouthbrooder)
Lineage: Eukaryota; Metazoa; Chordata; Actinopteri; Cichliformes; Cichlidae
Product: adaptor related protein complex 3 subunit beta 2
Exons: 28
Coding region: 2256-5849 (1197 amino acids)
Biological process (GO): anterograde synaptic vesicle transport; intracellular protein transport; vesicle-mediated transport
Cellular component (GO): AP-3 adaptor complex; membrane coat
Source: RefSeq, a predicted model, not a curated record